This is a messenger RNA of Phyllostomus hastatus (greater spear-nosed bat), 786 nucleotides long. Its product is annotated as complement factor H-related protein 4-like. The record is from RefSeq and is a predicted model, not a curated record. NCBI's taxonomy places the organism in Eukaryota, Metazoa, Chordata, Mammalia, Chiroptera, Phyllostomidae. The transcript is spliced from 4 exons.
AUGGCUGAGGAGACGCAGAGAGCAGAGGACAGCUUUGGGUUAUCUUUGGUGGUGGAAAACACAGAACGUUGUGACAUGCCACUGUUUGAGAAUGCCACAGCCAUCAUCACUGGAAAAGCAUUUAAUCCCAAUGACACGCUGGACUACCAGUGCGUGGAUGGGUACGAAACCAGAGAUGGACGCACCUCAGGCAGCAUGGUGUGUGGCGAGGACGGCUGGUCCCGCUUGCCAAGCUGCUUCAAAUCUGCAGAAAAGUGUGGGCCUCCUCCAGCUGUUAACAAUGGAGACAUCACCUCCUUCCCACUGGCUGCCUACCCUCCGGGGUCAAGAGUUGAAUACCAAUGCCAGGCCUACUAGGAACUUCAGGGUCCAAAAUACAUAACCUGCAGUGAUGCUAAGUGGUCCGAACCCCCGAGAUGUCUACAUCCCUGUGUCAUAUCUGAAGAAAUCCUGAAUGAAAAUAACAUACGGUUGAAAGGGAAAGAGGACAAGACACACUACGCAAAAACAGGGGAUAUCAUUGAGUUUACGUGUAAACCGGGACAUAGUGCAACGACAUCCGGGCAGUCACUUGAAGCCGUGUGUCGGGAAGGGACAGUGCAGUUGCCCAGAUGUGAAUGAAGGAGCUUCCACCUGCUGCCCGUACUUGCUCAUCACUUCUUAAAAAUAUCCAGACAUUUCCUGCUCUUUUCUAUCUUAUUGUAGGGAAAUCAGUACAAUACAGUAGUUUGAACUUUGAAACUGAUCUUCUCCCAAACGUGGUAAAAUAAACUAUGUCAUCAUUUA